Molecule: messenger RNA, 5076 nt
Organism: Branchiostoma belcheri (Belcher's lancelet)
Lineage: Eukaryota; Metazoa; Chordata; Leptocardii; Amphioxiformes; Branchiostomatidae
Exons: 27
Coding region: 90-4442 (1450 amino acids)
Biological process (GO): protein polyubiquitination
Cellular component (GO): nucleus; cytoplasm; ubiquitin ligase complex
Molecular function (GO): ubiquitin-ubiquitin ligase activity
Source: RefSeq, a predicted model, not a curated record
GUUCCGGUUUAUCCAAGCUUCGUGGUGCCAGGUUGUCGAAAGUGAAACUUCAGCAGCUAUUCAGGCCUUUUGGUCCCAAAAUCAGAAAAAUGAGACCACCUUGGGUCUUGUAUUUGUCCUGUUUGGUUCUGUGGUGUUGUCUGGCGUGUUCCAGCACUGAUGAUGAAGUUGGCCCUCUGGAGCAGCCAGAUCCAGAAUUUGAAGAGGAGGAAGAAAUAUUUGCUGAGGAUGAGCUUGGUGCUGAACAGCCACCACAACAGGGUAAGGAGUCUGGUACUGGACUGGCGCUGUUUCUGGGAGCCCUGGGUAUACUGGGCCUGGCUGUGAUGCUGGGCAGGAACAGGGAGCCAACACGAACACCAGGUCCAAGCAGGGAGGAACUUCGUGCCCAAAGGCUUGCAAAGCUGGGACAGCUGUCUGGAGGCAUAGACCGUGCUUUUCCACCUGCACCAGAUGAUCAGAAUGUACAAACGUCUGCUCCAGUGGUGCAAGAUAAUGGUGAAAGUGAAACACCACAACCAGCCAAGACAAGUUCCCCACACAUUCCUGUAGAUACACAGACUAUGAACCAAAGUAAAACUGCAGAAAAGCAAGAGACACCUACAAAAGAACAAAAUCCAGAUCCAGGCAGCAAGGAACUUCGUGCCCAAAGGCUUACAAAGCUGGAACAACUGUCUGGAGGUACUAGUAUUCCGGUAGAAGAUCAGGCACCUACAAACCAGUCUGUGAGUGUACAACAGACCAUGAGUACAGACACAGGGAAACUGGAAAGUGGAUCUGCUGCUGUAGAUACGGAAACAAAAAGGCCAACCAAAGACACUCAAAAGUCAAAGCCAAAAUCCCCCCAAAAGGAGGUUCCCAUUGAAGAGCAGCUGCUGUUGACUUUGUCAAAGGUUUUUGAUAUCAAGAUUGAGUUGACUACACAAGGCAACACCAAGGCCCAGGCUUUCAAGGUGCUGCACCUGACCCCCGGGGAGCUCCCCACCCCUGGGGAGGACAUGGUGGGGAAGGUGGUGGCAAUCUUUGACAAACGAAUGAGGUGGCAGUACGACAAAGUCAAGUUCCUGUGCCAGUGUUAUAGGGAGUGUGAAGCAAUACUCAGGGACAAUGGCAAUGAAGUGUUGGACACGUUAGCGGACUGUGUGAAGGAUCUUGUGGUACCAGCCCUGCUGGAGGAACUUAAGGGCAAAAGUGAUGAAAAGGGCGACCUGUGGUCAGACGGAAAAAGCGGGAAUGAGGGUGCCCUGUACCUGUUCCUGUCGAGAGCUGCCGGCUGGUCGGAUGAUGGUGUGAAUGUGACCCAGGGUCUGUUGGCAGCCAUGAUGGAUCAGGCAGCACACGACAAGUCUGCCCACCCUGCCAUGGUCAAGCUGGUCAAGGUGGCAGUGGACAGGAUCAAGGCUGUCAAAAGAAUGGAUGAAAUCCUUCUCCAGGAGGGGACCAUGCUGACCGCCCUGGACGCCGUCCUGUCUCAGCCAGGGAUGACCACCAUCCUGGCCGCAGCCCUUGACCAGGAGGUGGAGGAAGGCUGUCACGCCCUGGGCAUCUAUUUUGAGCAGAAGUCCAUCCUGGGUGCCCUGCUGUCAUUGUCUACCAUUGUACCAAUGGAGCGAUACAUGUUCCCUUCCCCUGCUACCCUUCCCUUCAUGUCUCUGCGUGGAUUCCCCAAACCAACCGUGGAUGACCUGCGGAUUGUGGAGCAGCACGUUCACGAAGGGCUUCACCGUAUCCAUGAGGUCGUGCACGCGACCUUUCGCAGGAUGAUGAAGACGCACAAGGAGACAGUUCUGGCAUGGAUAGCCGCCAUUUUGAAUAUGAAUGAGCUUAGGACAACCGUGAGCCCACAGAUGGGACAACAGAUGCAAGCUGCCUGUGGGGAUGGCUACAUGUUAAACCUGUGUGCUGUGCUGCUCCAUCUCUGCAUGCCCAUUGUGAAGGGAGGACAGGACAAGCUGACCAAGGUGGACCCUGCCUACUCCAAAUCACAGGCCUGCCGUCUCAACUAUGAGUUUGAGACAUGUCUGGCAGGGGGACAGAUUGUAUCUGAGGAGUCCAAAGGUGCAGAAAAGUGUCGUGUUCCAGAGGAACUUCAAGGUCAGUUCAACUUCAUGACGGAGAUUUUCCACCUGACCCAGCGAGCCCUGAACAUUGGUCUGAUACCAGCACUGGCCCAUCACCAGAGGCUAAACAGGGACAUUCAGAUGCACCUGAAUGCCAAACAGGGUACAGCUGAGGAGGAGAUGGUCAAGAAGAUUCAGAUGCUGCUUGUGACGACCUGGGACUGUUGUCUGAAUGAUGCUGUGUUUGUACAAGGUGUGACAGAGUUCUACCUAGCCCAGUCCAGGUGGCUACAGCUGCAGCUGGACACCUGUCAGCAGGGUGUGAAGGAGACAGAGGUGAGGAGGCAGCAGAAGCGUGUGUUCUCCCAGCUGCCUGAGUUCCUGGUGAAGGACAUGGCCACAUGGUUCAGGUUCGUCGUCACCAACUCCAUGGUCGUCCAUCCCAGCAUCCUCCAGGGCAUACAGUUGUCCCCGUUUGUUGACUGCUGUGUGACCCUGCUGGAGCGACCAGACCUGAUGCCAGGCCCCAUCCCUGCCAGUAAGAUCGUGGGAACCCUGCUGGCCUUCACAGAGUCAGGCAAGAGGAAGAGAGGUUCCCAAGGCUGGGGCACAGGAAUCAUGACAGACCUGGCUGCCAUGGUGCACACCUGCCCUAGUGUACAGACAGGUCUGGGUUCUGCCCUGCUGCACACAUAUGUCAGUGUGGAUGUUGUGGAGGGGCUAGAUGUGGACAAAGAUGACUUUGACAAAUACGGAUCAAGGUUUGAGAUUGCCAAGUUACUGGAAAGUCUGUGGCAGUGGCAGGACUGCAGGGCUUCUGUACUCAACAUGUGUGGUACAGACAAGUUCCAGGCAUUUCUUGGAGCGAUCCUGGACACCCUGUUGUACCAGCUCCAUGACAGCCUGGCCAGACUGGCAAAUGUCAGGAAGAUUCAGAAGGCUAAGGAGGAUGAAGCCAGCUGGAGAGCCCUGUCAGUGGAUGAGAGAGAGGAGAAACAGAAAUUCCUGACAAAUGAGGAACGUGUGGGCAAGAGCUUCAUGAACCUGGCUAACAGUACACUGGGGCUGAUUGACCUACUGACCCAGUCUGAGGAAGUGUGCAAGUGUUUCACCAUGGCUCCCCUGUCUCAGAGAUCUGCCUCUGCUGUGAUUGGGUUUAUUGGAGCUCUCUGUGGGCCCAAGGCAAGUGAACUGAAGGUGAAGGAUAUGGAGAAAUAUAACUUCAACCCACGCCAGCUGCUGCUGCAGAUUGUGCGUGUCAUCCUGAGGAUCGGCAGAGAAGAGGCGCUGGACAAAGAUGGCUUCAUCGUCAGCAUGUCAACAGACACGGACUACAGCCCCAAGUACAUGGAGAAGGCCUGCAGUGUGCUGGCCAGGGACAGUGUCAUCGACCCCAAAGAGAUACAACAGUUCCAGAAGAUGCUGGAAGAGAUGAAUGUUCUCCAUGAAGCAGCUGCAGAGGAAACCCCAGCUGCGACACCUGGCUCACACCUGCCCAGCUGGGCAGAGGAAGUGGAGGCCUUGCAGCUGGAUGCAGGGUUACUGGCUGAGAAGUAUGUCCAGGCCCUGGGAGACAUGAGGUUUGAUGCAGCUGAACUGCAGGAGUACCACAGUUUCCAACAAAAUGCCUCGGAGGCCCUGGACCCAAGGUCACCAAAGGUCAAGGCACUGAUGAAGGAGAUCAAGCAGCUGCAGUCCAACCUGCCGGUCCACCCGGGGGCGGCCGUCUUCGUCCGACAGGAUGAGGAUCGUAUGGACAUGGUGCGGGCGCUGGUGACAGGUCCUGUGGACACUCCCUACAGUCUGGGCUGUUUUGUGUUCGAUGUGUACUUCCCCGAUGGAUACCCAAACAGGGCCCCGGUGGUCAAACUCAUCACUACUGGCAACGGCACUGUUAGGUUCAACCCUAACCUGUAUGCAGACGGGAAAGUCUGCCUGAGUCUGCUGGGUACAUGGCACGGAGGGGACGCCAGUGAGAAGUGGAACCCAAAAACAUCAACACUGUACCAGGUGUUGGUGUCCAUCCAGAGCCUCAUUCUCAUCUCAGACCCCAUGUACAAUGAACCGGGGUAUGAUGGGAUGAAGGGGACGGCUGAGACUGAGGAACAAAGUGCCAAAUACAAUAACAAGCUACAGGUGGACACAGUGAGAUGGGCCAUGCUGCACCAGAUCAGACAGCCUCCUGUUGGUUUUGAAGACGUGAUCAGAAGGCACUUCUUCCUGCAGAAGGAAGCCGUGCUGCAGCAGUGCUGCCGCUGGCUGCGGGACUGCAGGGAUGAGGAAAAACUCCCCAAACUCAGGCGGGCCAUCGAGGAACUCAAGACAGAACUGGACAAACUGGAAGACAUCACAGACAUAGAGGAAGAAGAAGAAGAUAACUAGUUUUAGGCUCUAUGCAUGUGUACAAAAAAUAAGAAAGCUCUUAAUAUAAAGGACCUGUUCAAAUGUUUAUGUUCCUACAUUGUUACCAUAUUUAGCUAUACUGCAUGUAAACUAGAAAUUAGAGACAUUUUUAGGUAAAUACACCAGGUUGUGUAUGUUGAUGUAACGUCAUUGUCAUUCCAAUUAAGUGCAAAGUUUAAUUCUGUGUUUUCGCUGUUUAUGCAUUGUUGGCCUAUUCUCAAGUGGAAUGUUAACAUUACAUAUUGCUGUGCAGAUCCAGAUCAGAUUACCAAAGGGAAGAAACAUUGUUGUCCUACAAACAGAUGAACAUGAUUGCUGACAUAGUGUUUGUUACAUGAAUGCAUCACUAGACUUCAAUGCUACUGCUAGUAAUACAAAUGUAGGUGGUAAUUCUAUUUUGUUGUAAUUUUAAACCUUACUUAAUUACAUGUAGUUAUCAAUUUUAAUCUCCCUGUGUGUAAUAAACCUCCUCUUUCUGCUGAAGUUAACAAUUUCAAAGAAGGAUACAAGAGUAAUUUUGACACCUCCUGUUUAAAAUAUACUUCCUGGAUAUACCAGACACAGACACAGACACACAUACAGGAACACACAUUCAUAAUAUGCACCCACACUC